Ananas comosus (pineapple) is the source of this 1164-nucleotide messenger RNA. Its product is annotated as phosphoacetylglucosamine mutase-like. Gene Ontology annotation, biological process: UDP-N-acetylglucosamine biosynthetic process; carbohydrate metabolic process. Lineage: Eukaryota; Viridiplantae; Streptophyta; Magnoliopsida; Poales; Bromeliaceae. Gene Ontology annotation, molecular function: magnesium ion binding; phosphoacetylglucosamine mutase activity. The record is from RefSeq and is a predicted model, not a curated record. Bases 79 to 1164 code for a protein of 361 amino acids. The transcript has 6 exons.
UAUAUAUACUUGCGAGGCGAACAAAGACCUCUCCCUUCCCCGUUGGGCCAACUGUGAAGCGAACCCCCGCUGUUUCCCAUGGCCGACGAGAAGCAGCGCUCUCUCCUCCUCCUCUCCGCCUCCCGUUUCCCUCUCCCCCACGGGUUGCGAUUCUCGUAUGGGACCGCGGGGUUCCGAUCGGAUGGAGCGAUCCUAUCGUCGACGGUGUUCCGAGCUGGGAUCGUGGCGGCGCUGAGGGCGCUGAAGACGGGAUCGGCGAUCGGGGUGAUGAUCACUGCCUCCCACAACCCCGUCGCCGACAACGGCGUCAAGAUCGCCGACCCCGACGGCGGCAUGAUGACCCAGACCUGGGAGCCCUUCGCCGACGCCCUCGCCAACGCCCCCGACCCUCAAACCCUCCUCCAGUUGGUUCUUGAGUUCGCAAAGGAUGAGAACAUCCCACUGGGGGGAGCACAGUCUGCGGAGAUAUUAUUGGGAAGAGACACGAGACCAUCUGGAGAAUUUCUCCUCGAAGCAGCAAAACAAGGAAUCACUGCCAUAAUUGGUGCUGCCACAAUCGAUAUGGGAAUUGUGACGACCCCGCAACUUCAUUGGAUGGUUAGGAGCAGGAAUAAUGGCUUGAAGGCAUCUGAAUCUGAUUAUUUUGCACAACUUGCAGAUUCCUUUAGGUGCUUGAUGGAUCUUGUCCCAAAUGAAGUAGAGAAAAGUGGGGUUGAUGCGAAACUUAUUGUAGAUGGAGCAAAUGGUGUCGGUGGUGCAAAGCUUGAGGUUCUGAAGGAAAUGCUCAUGGGAGUAGAGAUUCACACGAGAAAUUCAGGCAAGGAAGGAGAAGGAAUACUUAAUGAGAAGUGCGGUGCUGAUUAUGUGCAGAAGGAGAAAGUUGUUCCUUGUGGGUUUGGUUCUGACGACGUAGGAGUAAGGUGCGCGAGUUUGGACGGUGAUGCUGAUAGACUUGUGUAUUUCCAUGUCUUAUCAGCAAGUAACGAUAGGAUUGAUCUUGUUGAUGGAGACAAGAUAUUAUCCCUCUUCGCAAUAUUUAUCAAAGAGCAACUAAAGAUUCUUAAUGAUGAGAAGGAUGAUGGACUUAAGAAAGAAUUGCCUGCAAGGCUUGGCAUUGUUCAGACAUAUGUAUCCGAAGUUGAAAACUCUUCGUUUUACGUUUAG